UUAGUCAACAUUGCAUCCUUUGUAUGCGGUGUGACAUUUGGAUGGACAUCGCCUAUGAUUCCAAAACUAAAUGGGCAACAAGACCCUGACUUCAACCCCGUUCAACCUCCAAUCACACCCUCUGAAGAAUCUUGGAUCGGUUCUUUACUUCCCCUGGGGGCAGGGAUUGGACCAUUCGCUGCCGGAUUCUUCCUUGACAAGAUUGGACGGAAGAAGACGAUCCUUGCGUCAAACGUACCAUUCCUGGUAGCCUUCAUAAUGUUUGCAGUUUGUUCAGAAGUAAAAUACUUCUUUAUCGGACGGUUCCUUUGUGGUCUAGCAGUCGGUGGUACAUUUACUGUACUGCCCAUGUACGUAGCAGAAAUAUCAGACGACGCAGUCCGUGGGACGUUGGCAUCGUUGUUCCAACUGUUCAUAGUAACUGGUCUCCUAUUUUCUUACGCUGUUGGACCUUACGUCCCCAUAGCGACAUUCAAUUAUAUAUGUGCCGUUUUACCCUGUAUAUUCAUGGUCGUAUUCUUCAUUUUCAUUCCGGAAAGUCCUUACCAUCUGGUGGCCAUCAAAGAUGAUAAAGCUGCGUCCAAAGCUUUGGCGAAAUUCCGCGCAAAAUCUGAAGAUGACAUUCAGAAGGAACUGUCCACUAUCAAAGGUGCUGUUGAAGAAGCAAUGGCGAACAAUGGCAGCUUCUUCGACAUCUUCAAGUCAAAAGGAGCUACCAAAGCUCUGAUUAUAUCUCUAAGCCUUGUCGCCUUCCAGCAGUUCUCUGGUAUCAACGUGAUUCUGUUUUACAGUCAGACAAUUUUCGCAGCAACUGGAAGCACUAUUCCACCAGACCUUUCGAGCAUCGUGAUAGGUGCAACACAGAUAGUUGCGAGCUUUAUCACUCCAGCUGUUGUUGAAAAAAAGGGGAAAAGGUUUCUGCUCUUAAUCUCAGGAAUAGGUAUGGGAAUUGCGGAAGGCGUGUUGGGUUACUACUUCUAUUUGAAAACGGCGGGUUCCAAUGUUCAGCCCAUUUUCUGGCUUCCCGUCGCAUGUCUGAUCGUUUUUAUUUUGGCCUACUGUUCUGGUUUUGGACCUUUGCCAUGGGCCGUGUGCGCCGAAUUGUUCACUUCCGAUGUCAAAUCUUCAGCUUCGACAGCUACAGCGUCCAUCUGCUGGCUCUUGGGCUUCGUACUUACCAAGUACUUCGCCGACGUGUCCAAUGCCAUUGGCAUUUCAAACUCGUUUUAUAUUUUCGCUCUUUGCUGCUUCCUGGCGGCACUGUUCGUCUAUAAACUGCUACCGGAAACGUCGGGGAAAAGUUUACAAGAAAUACAAGACAUAUUGAACGGGAUUAGGAGGGACAAUAAUAGCGAAAACACAAAACUGUAAGGACAUAAUACCACGAGUGAGUUUAAGGUGCCAUAUAACAAUUACGUUAAAUAUUACGUGCAAUAUUAUUAUUAUUAUUUUUA
Agrilus planipennis (emerald ash borer) is the source of this 1454-nucleotide messenger RNA. RefSeq names its product facilitated trehalose transporter Tret1-like. NCBI's taxonomy places the organism in Eukaryota, Metazoa, Arthropoda, Insecta, Coleoptera, Buprestidae. The transcript has a single exon. Gene Ontology annotation, biological process: carbohydrate transport; transmembrane transport. The record is from RefSeq and is a predicted model, not a curated record. Gene Ontology annotation, molecular function: sugar transmembrane transporter activity. Gene Ontology annotation, cellular component: membrane. The annotation marks the transcript as partial.